UCAUUUAUAACAGCCGCGUAACCUCCCAUGAUCGUCCCGCGAUCAUUGAUCAUUUUGACAAACGGGCUGGCCCUGGCAGAACAGACGGCCGAGACGAAGAGAUGACCAAGUGCAGCGUCCUGGGCUGCGCCAACGACUGGAAGAAGACCUCGGGCAUCAGUUUCCACAAGUUCCCAAAGAAAAAGGAGCUGAGGAAGAUCUGGCUUCGCAGGCUGAGGCUGCCCAAAAAUUUCUUCCCAUCUCAGUCGUCUGUCAUCUGCUCCGACCACUUCGAAGAGAAGGACAUUGAAUCGACGAUGACGAGGAUCUGCCUUGUACCGGACGCAGUGCCGAUCGACUGCAAGGAUGACCGAGAAUCAGAAAACUCAUUAAAUUCGACUAGCUCGGAAGGUGAGGAUAUUAUAAAAGAGCUCGCCCAUUCGAAAGAGAAAGGGGCCAAGAUCAACGAGGCGAACCCAACCUGCAUAUUUGUUGGGAACCAGAAAGACCAGCCGGCUGAACAGAAUAGCACCAAGAACUCGUCCUACCUCCUCGUUACUGUACCAUGCGGGAAGAGCCUCAAGGAUGAGACACCGCUCAAGAGGAAGCUCCGGCUCGAGAUCAUAUACAACAGGGAGAUUGUACAGAUCAAGAGCAGGAUAAUAAAGAACCUUUACAAGCAGAACACUAAAUUGCGGGAACGCAUCGCCAAGAUCAAGUGCAUACUCAAAGAAAUCGAGAAGAAACAGUUCAACGACGGCGGCAUAUGUUUUGCUGAGUGAAUGAAAAUUUUAGCAUUAAUUUUUAUAUUAUUGGUGGGGAAAAAAACCACUGUGACUUGUUCCUUUGUGAAAUAAAAUUGGUUCAUUAACUCAUAAAA
Molecule: messenger RNA, 859 nt
Organism: Cimex lectularius (bed bug)
Lineage: Eukaryota; Metazoa; Arthropoda; Insecta; Hemiptera; Cimicidae
Product: THAP domain-containing protein 2-like
Exons: 4
Coding region: 102-761 (219 amino acids)
Molecular function (GO): sequence-specific DNA binding
Source: RefSeq, a predicted model, not a curated record